Rubroshorea leprosula is the source of this 1765-nucleotide messenger RNA. The record is from the annotation of a GenBank genome assembly. Lineage: Eukaryota; Viridiplantae; Streptophyta; Magnoliopsida; Malvales; Dipterocarpaceae.
AGAUGACACACUCUUGUUUGGUGAAGCUACCGAGGAGAAUGUCUAGGCCAUGAAGGGUAUUCUGAGAACAUUCGAUCUGGUGUCAGGGCUAAAGAUCAAUUUUAACAAAAGCCUAAUCAUUGGCAUUGGGGUAGAGGAAGAGUGGCUUGACAAAAUGGCGUGGAUUAUGUGCUGUAAAAAAGGGAAUCUGCCCUUCAAAUACUUGGGGAUCCCCAUCGGGGGUAGUUGUAGAAAGAUUUCCUUUUGGAAGCCGCUAGUGGAGGUCUUCCACAAGAAAUUAACAACAUGGAAGGGUCGGUUCUUAUCUCUUGGUGGUCGGAUCACUCUCAUUAACUCAGUGCUAUCCAGUCUCCCCGUGUUUUGGAUGUCGAUGUACUUGAUCCUGAAAGGUACAAUUCUUUCUCUUGAUAAAAUUCGUAGAAGAUUUUUGUGGGGUGGGAUUGAGGGAGGUAAGAAAAUAAAUUGGGUCAAAUGGGAUACGGUAUGCAAGGAUAAAGAACUAGGGGGAUUAGGAGUGAAGGACUUAAGGAAAUUUAAUUUGGCGCUGCUAGCCAAAUGGUGGGGCAGAUUAGUGAACAAGGACAAAGGGCUUUGGAAAAAAGUGAUCGUAGAAAAAUAUGGGAAAGAGGGAGAACCUAGCUAUAAUUGGCUGAGGGAGAAUAUUGGCUACGGAUCAACUUGGUGGAGGGACAUUUGUAGAUUAAACAAUAUUGAGUGCAAGCAUGAGGGGUGGUUAGUGGAGGGGUUCAAAAUCAGAGUGGGAGAUGGGGGUAGCAUAAAAUUCUGGUGGGAUGAAUGGUGUGGGGAAGGUCAACUGGCGAAUAGAUUUCCUAGGCUUUAUUUAUUAUCUGCAGGAAAGGAUUUCAAAGUUUCACAAUCGAGAGGGUGGCUCAACGGAACAUGGAUUUGGCAUUUAGAAUGGAGAAAAGGACUGCAUAGCUGGGAAGAACAAGAAGUAUCAGAGCUCAUGAAAAUGAUCAACGACAUUACAAUCACAAGAGGAAAAGAAGAUAUAUGGGAGUGGAGUCAUAGCAAAGAUGGAGAUUAUUCAUCAAAGUCAGCCUACCAAGCACUCAAGAGGGAGCACGGAUCGGAACAACAACAGUUGGCUCUCCACAAAGUCUGGAACUCAAUUGUGCCAAACAAAAUUUCAGCAUUUUCAUGGCAAGUUCUACAGGAUAAAAUACCUACAAAGAUCAAUUUAAUCAAAAGGGGGAUAACUCAAGGCAUAGAGGAUGGCAGAUGUGACUUAUGCGGUAGCCAAUUAGAGGAAGCUAGCCACCUUUUCAUACACUGCAGCAUUGCCCACAACCUUUGGAAUGCAUGCUUCAGAUGGUGGGGGAUAAAAUCAGCUCUGGACAAAGAUUGCUUAAAGGUAUUCCGUCAACACUCAUCAGUAAUCAAAAUGGCAGGGAAAAAAGAGGGCUGGAGCUGCAUUUGGUUUGCUGUUGUAUGGACACUUUGGUUAGCUAGAAAUGAAAGGAUUUUCAGAGGCAAAGAGGAAGAUGAGAACAGACUUCUCAAACUAGUCCAGCUAAGAGCAUUUAGUUGGAUAAAAUGCAGAUCGAAAAGCUGCACCUUCUCACUUUCAGAUUGGUUCCAGAAUCCAUUAGCUUGCUUAAAGAACUAGCGCAGCAGGAAGAAAAGGUAUGUAAAUACUGAUAAGGAUGGAAGGGAAUGAUUUUCCACAAAAAGAAAGCAUAGGCCGAUAUCUUUUUUCUGCUAGUUCAAAUUCCUUCUUUCUUCGGGGCAUAGAACAUUGCUU